Bactrocera tryoni is the source of this 4037-nucleotide messenger RNA. RefSeq lists its product as uncharacterized. Lineage: Eukaryota; Metazoa; Arthropoda; Insecta; Diptera; Tephritidae. The record is from RefSeq and is a predicted model, not a curated record. The transcript is spliced from 5 exons. Gene Ontology annotation, molecular function: calcium ion binding.
AGUAGCUAAUUUCACAGAAUAAAUUAAGAAAAAAAUAAUAAUAAUAAUUUCAAUUAAAUUAAUGAAAAUAGCAAAUACGUUAGCAAAAAGUCAUUUCCACUUUGUUAAAGCCAAAAACAUGUGUUCCAAUUAAUUAUAAGUAGGCGCAAGGCAAACACAAUUCUCAGCAACAAUAACAACACCCCACCAUCACUAUGGCCGGUCCACAAGUGCAACAUUCACACACGCAGCGCCCCAACAGCGCCUACUACAUGGGCCUAAACGGUGCUAGCAAUGGCCACCACAUCGGCGGCGGCGCGGCGCACACCCACACCACCACAGCAACGAGCCUAAGCACUAGCAGUAGCGUGAAUACAGGCUUGCAUGCGCUGCGUCAAAUGUCCAACGACAUGGAGCUAAUAUAUCGCGGCAAUAGCGCCAAUUCCAGCCAUCAUCAAGCGCAGUCGACACUGUCAACGCACGUCAUCCAACAACAGCCGUCAGCUGCCGCUGCUGCGGUGGGGACAACAGCGGCAGCCAACAACAGUGGCAGUCUAGCAGAGAUUGCCGGCGAUGGUGGUGUCGGUGGUGGUGGUCAAAUAGUCAGCAUAGCUGGUCCCGGGCCGAGCGCUAGUGAUGCUUUAAUUGUUCCUUCAAAUGCGGCGUUGAAACGCAGCAAUUUGGCGUCGUCGAAAAAGACACAGCGGCGUAGCGUGGAAAUUGUCGUCGACGCGUCGCAAUGUGGUGUCGCCGCUGACGGUGACGGCGACGGCACGGACGCCAAGUCUGGCGAUGACGUCGAACAGGGACGUCGCAUGUCACGGCAUCGGCGUCGGCCAUUACAUCGUCGCUUUUUCAAUUACCUGCGCAAUUUGUUUCAAGGCAGUGCCGCACAGAAUGAUUCGGAAUUGGAGGAAUUUGAGACGCCCGCACGCUAUCGUCCCGAUUCCUUAAGUGCCCUCAGUCGUACUACGCGCUUCACGGAGGAUGAAAUCAAACGAAUUUAUCGCGGUUUUAAGGCUGAGUGUCCGACGGGUGUCGUCAAAGAGGACACAUUCAAACUUAUCUACUCGCAGUUUUUCCCGCAGGGAGCCAACCCCACCCUGUAUGCACACUACGUUUUCAACACACUCGAUCAGGACCACAGUGGCAUCGUUAGCUUUGAGGACUUUGUUCAAGGACUAUCGAUAUUGUCGCGCGGCUCUGUGGAGGAGAAACUACGUUGGACAUUCUCGUUGUACGACAUCAACGGCGACGGCUUCAUAACGAGGGAAGAAAUGACUGAUAUUGUGACUGCCAUUUACGAACUGAUGGGACGCCUACCGGACGAGUGUCCCGAGGAGGAGAAAAUCAAACACAAAGUCGAACACAUAUUCCAGAAAAUGGACAAAAAUCGUGAUGGUGUGGUGACGUUGGAUGAGUUUCUGGAGACAUGUCGAAAUGACGAAGCCAUAUCACGGUCAAUGUCCGUCUUCGACUCAGCGUUCUGACCAUAUCCACUGGAGAAACGAGACGAGAGUGCCGAUAAUUACCGGCAACACAAAGCACAAUCGUCGGGAAGGGGCAAGGGGGUUACUGCCGGGGGUACUAGUCAUAGUCGUACACGUAGUAGUCGCAAUAGGCGCAAACAAUCAUCAUCACAACAACGUCAACAGCAAACAGAGCAACAAAUGUCGCAACAGCAAACGACACUGGACGAGCAGACACAGCGCGACAAAUGUAAAAAGCCAAAUAAACGUAAGUCAAACAAGAAAGUCCUACAAAUACAACUACCAGAUAAAGCACAGCCACAGUCAUCACAGCCAGAAUUACAGCCAAACCAGCAGAGCCAAGUCGAUGCACUAAUCAGCCAAACUUCAACCACAAAUUGCGAGAAACCUCAACUGCGUGAAAGCACUGUCAAGCGUGCCGUUACACACAGUACCGCCGCAGCCAGCGCGCCUACUUCCAGCAGCGAUGCCUCCACUGCCUCAUGCGACAGCGAUAGCGAAGAAGCGGUCAGCGACAAGUUGGCCUCCAUGUGCCAUCACUGCCUGCGGCCACAAAUCGAACUACAGUUACGCCAUUUGCGUCCUCAUCAACGCCGCCAAUGGAGUCGUUUGCUGCAGCAGCAGCGCAGCAAGCGUCGUUCGAGUAAAACCCGCAAGGAGGUUAGCUGGAGUGGUGCGCACGGUGAAAAUGGCAGCGGGCGACGCAAUGGUCACGGCGGCGGUGGAGAUGAUGAUAAUGAGGGUGCAGUUACGGCGGGGUGGCAACGUUAUGGCAGCAACGACUACAUGCUGCCUACGAACACCUAUACGAGCGGUGUGCAUUGGUCGCGACGCGACGUCAGCGCCGCGGUACGGUAUCGCUGUCCCCAGGUGGGACCCAAGUCCGCACCCUACCACUUCCACCAUCCACAACAACUACACAAUGCAUAUCAGUUGCAAUUAUUGCUGCAACAAUGCGAUUAUGUGCCGCCCGCGUACUACCAGCAACAACAGCAGCAGCAACAACAACAACAACCAUAUUAUGAGCGGCACGCGGCACUGCAUAAUAGUAAAAUGGACUGCAACAACACCAGCACCCCAGCUGCUUCUACUACUGCUACGGCCACAGUGGCAACCACUAUAAACAUUGAAUGUGAGUCUCACAUGCAAUUACAAAAACAACACGAUAGAAAUAUAAGAUUGCAGCAAAAUCAAAAUUUAUACGCAACAACAAACAUUCAAACUGCCACAUCGAGCGGUUGCAGCGACGCCUGCUGCACCAGCAACGCCAGCUCAGUAGCGGCGGCGUCGGCACUAACUGCACCAGCGGGAACCACAGUAGCUUUGCAACCACAGUCCACAACUCAUGCUCUAGAUCGCGCAACAAGGGGCACAGUCAGCGACAGUGAACUACAGUUGCAACAGCACCUGCCCACGUCCGAGUCGCCGUCUUUGGUGAAGGUCCGCGCCUGGUACACAGUGGCUAAACAGGGUGUUUCUUGCUAAUAGUAGUUUCAUUCCUACAUCUCUCGCCUAUGGAACAGCUCAGUAUUUAUGCUAUUACCACUUACCACAUAACUAAUUGUAGUUCGAAUGUGGUUAUUGUUUUGAGUUUUAUGAAAAGAAAAUCGUUGUAAUUUAAGUAGGAGGCCGUUCCAAAUUAGCAAGUUACUAUAAGCGCACGAUUUGAUUCUGUACAUAUAUACAUAUACAUAACAAUUACAGCUUUGUGACGUUCCUUAGCACGGUUACGUCGAGCCUGAUGUUUUUCCAAAAUUAUUCAGAUGUUCCGCCAUUCAUUGUUUCUGUCUUUUUUAUGUGUCUUCUUUUAUUAUGCCAUUUUCUUUUAUUUAUGCAACUUUAUUGUUCGAUUCACCACUCUCAAAACAUUGACGAAUCAAGAAAGACUGUUAGAACACUAUUUGAAAAACUAUUUAGUACUUUUUAUUACAUACACCAUCAUAUAUAUAUUGUGUAUUUCCACCCCCAAAUUCGAUAUCGCUAUCUUUAUAAAGAAAGUCAGUGAAGAUAGAUAGAUAGAUAGUAAAAUUGAGGUUUUGAACCUCGACCUAUGGUCUAUUGUGCCCUCCCCUAUAUCACAUAUGGUCACAAAAGUCCAGCAUCCUGUACAAUUCCAGGAGCCUGCUGGGAGCGACUGAGGUGAUGUGAUCCCUGUCCAAGUAGGCCUUGAGCUUGCUUCUGCCAAUCGCUGGGCAAUCCAAAAUCAGGUGUUCUGAAGUUUCCUGUUCCAUGGCGCAAAACCGGCAGUCAGUGGAGAUGUAUCUUCCAUAGCAACUGUACUUUCGAUUAAAAAUGAAAAGGUUUUCCUUACCUUUCGGCACGGAAAUCAAAAGUUGACCCGAGGCAAUGAAACGGACAACACCAAAAGAGAUGUGGUCAUUAAUGAACAUGAAAGUGUGUGAAGACUGUAUUAUACUAAUAUUGUACCAAUUGCCAAAAGAGAAUAUAUUUUACUUGAAAAUUCAAUUGGUUUUUUGUGCUGAGAAUUCUAUUAUUGUUUGACUCGACAAUUCAAGCUUAUAAAGUAAUAAAACUUAAGCAAAAAAAAAAAAAAAAAUAGUUAUAGCG